AACGUUGACACCCCUCACCCAUAUAUUAUCAUUUUUCAUUUCUUUAAAAAAAAAAAAAACAAAAAAAAGAUGCCUGCUUGGUGGGGUAAAAAAUCAACCAAGAACAAAGAUCAUCAUCAAGACAAGAUUUUUAAGGAUAACCCAGUUGUUAUUUCACCCAAAAAUGAUACUCCUAGGAGCUUAGACGAUGUCGUUUCGGUCCCACGUUCAUCUGUUAGGAGCUCCGGGUCAGCUUCCGGGUUUUCGGGUUUUGGGUCGGAUCGAAUUGGGCAUCCGUUGCCUCAGCCGUGUACCUCACCCUCAACGAUGUCGUUUGGAGUUACUGAUAGUCAUGGGUCUGUUGUUCACGGAUCCGGGUCGUUUUCUUCAAGUGGUGGUGAAUCCUCUGUUUCCUCUGUUCCUGAUGAACACAAUAAUAAUCAUAACAAUCUUGACCAUGCUCAAUCGGGUGGUUUCAGAGGCUAUGGGGAGAUGAAAUUCAGCCCUCAGCCGAGAAGCCCAGGUCCAGGAUCAAGGCUGCCAACCACAACCACUUCGCCUCUUCAUCCACGGUUUGUGGGUUCUAGUCUUGAUUCUCCGAACAAAAGUGAAGGCCAUCCAUUGCCCCUUCCACCUAGUUCACCAACUAGCCCUUCUACUCCAUUGUCUGGUACCAGAAUUUGUAGCUCUCCUAGUAGACCUUCGGCUGUGUCAAAUGCAAAAAAUGUCGGUGUAGCUGAAAACUCAAAUUAUCAAUUAUCAAAGUGGAAGAAGGGGAGACUAUUGGGUAGAGGCACUUUUGGGCAUGUUUACCUUGGAUUUAACAGUGAGAGUGGGCAGAUGUGUGCAAUAAAAGAAGUAAAGGUUGUUGCGGAUGAUUCGUCGUCGAAAGAAAGUCUAAAGCAAUUGAAUCAGGAGAUCACUUUGCUCAGUCAACUUUCACAUCCAAACAUCGUCCAGUAUUAUGGAAGUGAACUGGGGGAAGAAACACUGUCAGUUUAUUUGGAAUAUGUCUCUGGUGGUUCUAUUCACAAGUUACUUCAAGAAUACGGACCAUUUAGGGAGCCAGUAAUUCAAAAUUAUACUAGGCAAGUCCUAAGUGGGCUUGCUUUCUUACAUGGAAGAAAUACUGUACACAGGGAUAUCAAAGGUGCAAAUAUUUUGGUAGACCCAAACGGUGAAAUCAAGCUUGCUGAUUUUGGCAUGGCAAAACAUAUAACAAAUUGUACUUCUAUGCUCUCUUUCAAAGGAAGUCCAUACUGGAUGGCACCAGAGGUAGUAAUGAAUACAAAUGGUUACAACCUUGCGGUUGAUAUCUGGAGCUUAGGAUGUACGGUUCUUGAAAUGGCCACAUCAAAACCUCCCUGGGGUCAAUAUGAGGGGGUGGCUGCGAUUUUCAAGAUCGGAAACAGCAAAGAUAUGCCGGAAAUUCCUGAUCAUCUUUCGAAUGAUGCAAAAUCAUUUAUAAAACAAUGCCUACAACGUGACCCGUCUUUGCGUCCCACAGCAUCAAAACUAUUGGACCAUCCAUUUGUACGUGAUCAAACUACAACGAGAAGCGCCAAUGUCAAUCUAACCAAAGAAGCAUUUCCUAGUGCCUUUGAUGGAAGUCGUACACCGACGGUCUCGGAAAUGCAUUCCAACAGAAACACUCGUUCAUUUGAUAUAAUGGCAUCUAAAGGGGCAAUAUCGAGUCCGAGGCAAAAUGGAAGAACAAUUACUUCUUUGCCCGUUUCUCCGACAGCAAGCCCUGUAAGGCAGCACAGACAACCUGCAUACAAAAGCUGUUAUCUUUCUCCACCACAUCCAUCAUAUACUCUUGUUGGCCAAAGUAGUCAAACUUUUAACGACAUCUUGGCGCCUCCAACGAGACCCAAUGCUAAAGCUGUACUUGACCCAUGGUACGAAAUUCCCCAGUAUAGAGCCCAAACUCCCAAUAGAUCUCCAAGAUCACCACUCAUUUGACAAUAAAAUACAGACAGCUUUCGGUAUAAUUUUAUCCUUGUUUGUGUUCCAGUUGAUGCAGCAAUCUUGCUGUUGAUAUCAAACGGGUUUCUUCGUGAUUUGAUGUAAAUAGAAACUGUUAUACUGUGAGUAUCUUUUUUGGGUGUAUACAAAAACAUGAUACUUGAGGGUUUAAGUCAUCUGAUAAGUAGUUUUUUCUUAAUGCGAUUCAUGUAAGUUCGUGCUGAGAAGCAUAUCGGGGGAUUUUUGGAAAGAAAACUGAAGCUUUUUGGCAAUGAAUCCUUGCUUUGAGAUGACCA
Messenger RNA from Erigeron canadensis, 2243 nucleotides. RefSeq names its product mitogen-activated protein kinase kinase kinase 3. Gene Ontology annotation, molecular function: ATP binding; protein kinase activity. Gene Ontology annotation, biological process: protein phosphorylation. The transcript has 11 exons. Bases 70 to 1944 code for a protein of 624 amino acids. The record is from RefSeq and is a predicted model, not a curated record. NCBI's taxonomy places the organism in Eukaryota, Viridiplantae, Streptophyta, Magnoliopsida, Asterales, Asteraceae.